CAUGUAGGGAUCUUGGAGAUGGUUCCCAGGCUGUCUCCAUCCACAAUUCGAAUGAGAACAGAUUCAGUCACGCUACAGGCGGGAACAGCAAGUUCUGGAUCGGUGGUCAGUGCACAAGGGGAAGAACCCAUGGCGGUAGACAUCCAGGAUUCCGAUGGUCUGAUGGUACACCCUGGAAUUACUCUGCCUGGAAGAGCGGGGAACCAAGCAACAGCUUCGGAAAUGAGGAAUGCAUUUGCCAGGCUGAUAGAGGUGGCGAUGGCUGGAAUGACGUACAUUGUAGAGACAGACACGCUGGUGUUUGCAAGAAAAAUGUUGAGGUUCCUGUUAGUUUCAGCCUUGUUCGCAGUUGCACUGGCUCAGGACCAAUGUUUUUGUGGGUCUGGACCAUGGGCUUACUUCAGAAAUUACUGCUACACUAAGACGAGUGGUUCGAGAUACAACUGGGAUGAAUUCGUAAGAACAUGUAGGGAUCUUGGAGAUGGUGCCCAGGCUGUCUCCAUCCACAAUUCGAAUGAGAACAGAUUCAGUCACGCUACAGGCGGGAACAGCAAGUUCUGGAUCGGUGGACAGUGCACAAGGGGAAGAACCCAUGGCGGUAGACAUCCAGGAUUCCGAUGGGUUGAUGGUUCAAGAUUCAGUUUCACUGCCUGGAAGAGUGGGGAACCAAGCAACAGCUUCGGAAAUGAAGAGUGCAUUUGCCAGGCUGAUAGAGGUGGUGAUGGCUGGAAUGACGUACAUUGUAGAGACAGACACGCUGGUGUUUGCAAAAAACGUGCAAGGCAAAGGUGCUAAGGCCAACAAAGGAGAAACCAUGUGACAUGAGGUUUAGCUGGAUGACUAGAUAAUAACUUAUCGUGC
Molecule: messenger RNA, 861 nt
Organism: Owenia fusiformis
Lineage: Eukaryota; Metazoa; Annelida; Polychaeta; Sabellida; Oweniidae
Source: the annotation of a GenBank genome assembly